This is a messenger RNA of Xyrauchen texanus (razorback sucker), 3348 nucleotides long. RefSeq names its product retinoid x receptor, beta b (gene rxrbb). Gene Ontology annotation, molecular function: nuclear steroid receptor activity; nuclear receptor activity; retinoic acid-responsive element binding. The transcript is spliced from 11 exons. Gene Ontology annotation, biological process: positive regulation of transcription by RNA polymerase II; retinoic acid receptor signaling pathway; response to retinoic acid. Bases 182 to 1450 code for a protein of 422 amino acids. Gene Ontology annotation, cellular component: nucleus; RNA polymerase II transcription regulator complex. Lineage: Eukaryota; Metazoa; Chordata; Actinopteri; Cypriniformes; Catostomidae. The record is from RefSeq and is a predicted model, not a curated record.
GGAGGCUUGACUAACAAGGUAUUUGUAUGGAUGCAAACAUUUAUGGCUUGAACUGUAAAAUAUUGACUAAACGAUGCUGUAAAGGACCCGAAUCGUUGCUGUUGGAGGACGAGGUAUUUUGUUGGUAGAUUAUCAAAGGUCAACAGUCUCCUCUCUCCAUUGGCCAGUGUAGUUCGCAUCUAUGAACUCCUUACCGCCCUCCAGCUCCGGCAUCAGUAGCCCUGUAAGCUCCGUAGACUCGCCACUCUCAGUUGUCAGCUCGUCCAUCGGCUCUCCCGGUGUACCUGGCACCCCAUCCAUCGGCUAUGGCCCAAACAGCAACCCUCACAUAAACUCCUCCAUGUCUGUGUCUGGGUUACAUGCUGUCAGCAGCUCUGAUGAUGUUAAACCACCUUUUGGCCUGAAAUCUAUUGGUGGAUCUGGUCCAAUGCUAUCACAGAAACGCUUGUGUGCUAUUUGUGGAGAUCGCUCCUCUGGUAAGCACUAUGGCGUGUAUAGUUGUGAGGGCUGUAAGGGUUUCUUCAAGCGCACAGUUCGGAAGGACCUGAGCUACACCUGCAGGGACAACAAGGAAUGUCUGGUGGACAAACGCCAACGCAAUCGCUGCCAGUACUGCCGCUAUCAGAAGUGCCUGGCCUCAGGGAUGAAAAGAGAAGCUGUUCAGGAAGAACGUCAGAAGAAUAGGGAGCGGGAUGGGGACUAUGAGUGCAGCAGUGCAGUGAAUGAGGAGAUGCCAGUGGAGAAGAUCCUGGAGGCUGAGACAGCUGUAGAGCACAGGACAAACCUGCAUUCUGAUGCCACUGGUUCACAGAAUGAUCCAGUCACUAACAUCUGCCAAACUGCAGACAAACAGCUGUUUACUCUGGUGGAGUGGGCCAAGAGAAUCCCUCACUUCUCUGAGCUGCCUCUGGACGACCAAGUCAUUCUGCUCAGGGCUGGAUGGAAUGAGCUCCUGAUUGCUGCAUUCUCUCAUCGCUCCAUCAGCGUGAAGGAUGAGAUUCUGUUGGCCACAGAUCUUCAUAUGCCCAGAGACAGUUCUCACAACUUGGGUGUGGAGGCCUUCUUUGACAGAGAGAGUGCAAAUAGUACAGAGGUGGGAGCCUUAUUCGACAGGGUGCUCACAGAGUUGGUCUGUAAGAUGCGUGAUAUGCAAAUGGAUAAGACAGAGCUUGGCUGUCUGCGCGCCAUAGUUCUGUUUAACCCAGAUGCCAAAGGCUUGACUAGCACCAGUGAGGUGGAGCUUCUCAGAGAGAAAGUGUAUGCGUCCCUGGAGGCCUACUGCAAGCAGAAGUACCCAGAUCAGCAGGGGAGGUUUGCCAAGCUCCUCCUCAGGCUCCCUGCAUUGCGUUCCAUUGGCCUUAAGUGUCUGGAGCACCUGUUUUUCUUUAAACUGAUUGGAGACACCCCCAUUGACACUUUCCUCAUGGAGAUGCUGGAGUCAACCCACUAGCUGUGUCAGAGGAAGAUUGGGAGACAGGGGUUUCUGCCCUAUGUCCUGGAGAUAACUGUGACUGCACUUUUUCUUCCCAGGGGAAAUACUGCGAUUGGUCAGCCUCUGGUCUGGGGUAUUUCUUUUCUUUUGUUUGUUUAUUAUAUUUUUUUUCCUCUUGACUAUCUCUUAAGUGCACCACAGAGUCUAGAGACCCAAAACUUGCCAUGAAAAUGUUGGUGCUACAUUUCAACAGUAAGCUAAUUCUUUAUAUAUAUAUAUAAAUGUAUAAAAAAAAUACAAGUUUAAAAAACUUUUUAAGUAUGGAAGCUCCAGUUACCUGACUGGCUUAGAUAAGUGGGGUUUACAUUUUGAUAGAACCAUUUGAGGCUUUUAAAAACACUGUGGAUGAUAAGCUUUAAUCGUUUGUAAGUGUGCUUCUCCAUCUCUUGAGUUUGGGUGCUUUCUUCCUGUAUGGCUAAUUUAUUUUGCCCCGACCUACAAGGACUGGUCAAUUGGGCAGAUAGAUGAAUGAACUCAUUUGGUAUUAUAGUUUAAAUUGACAGUACUUUGCCAGUGCAAGUAAUCUCGCAAAGAAUAUAUAUGCAAUGAAGUUUGAAACGAUGCAAAACAAAAAAAAAAAAUAGAUGUUUAAUUUUUAAAAGACGCAAUUUACAUAAUAUUGUGCAAUGUUAAGCCUAAAUCCAGAGGUGGAUGUGAGGGAAAUGCAAGCACUCUUUAUUAUCUCACGCACUUAUUUUAUUAUCACGUCAUGAGUGCCUAACUGGCAUAUGCUUGAUAUAUAUUUUUAUUUAACACGAUUGAAGAAAGGAACAACAAAGACAAAUCUCUGUUCACAUCAUCAGCCAUUUUUGUAGGAAGCAGGAAGAUAUUUUUCGUUCUUUUUAUUUUGCCUGAAGUGUCAUAGGCUAAAAUUGUCUUAAAACCUGCUUUUAACAUCGGGUUUACUCUAGUUAGCUGUCAGUUAAUGAUACACUCUCUUCUCUUAUCACAUAUCAGAUAACUGUAAAAGAGUGACAAUUCCUUAAGUAAACUGCACUACACUAAAAAAUGUCAUUCCGUUUUUUUUUUUUUUCAUUGAAUUAAAGCUGGGUCAGAUUUUAUUAUUUUCAAUAUAUAUAUUUACUUUGGUGCUUUGGAAAUGACAUUUGAUUUACAGCCCUGAAAAAAAAGUGCACAUUUAAAACUGCAAAAAAGAAAAGUUCAGCUAUCUUCAGCUUUAUAGAGAUACUAAAUCUGAGCAAUACAAAAGUUCAUCAGCAGACUGUUGAGCGGACUUACUGUUUGUAUUCAGAAAACCUUCCAACUUGAAAUUUCUACAAGUAAUUUCUUCUAGUACUGUGCAGACCCUAUUGUUCAGGGACUUUGUGUAGCUAUUGUGUAGACAUAGACUGGCUAGGAAUCAAUAUAUAUACAAAUAUAGUCACUUUUAUCUCUCUUUAGUUUUUAGCUGGCUUUCAUCUUGCAGAAAAGAAGACAUAGUUUGCACUGGAUUUUACCAUGAAUCCUAAACUUUGGAUUUUGUCUUAUUUUCUCUGUGACCUGAGCUUAUUUGCUUUUUGUUUUCUUUUGACUUACCAUUGAUUUAUUUUAUUUUUUUCAUGGCAUCUCUCUGUCCUUGCCGAAAAAAGUAAUGGGGACAAAUGCAAACUUACUUUUGCCAUACAUAUAUCUAACAAAAACAAAAAGGUUGUUUUUGUAUGGUCUUGUACAACCAACAUCUUUACUGCAUUAGGCAUGUUACAUGUCUGUUGUUGCACUAAAAUUGUCAUACAAUUACGAUUGUAAUGAGUUUCCAUCAGUUUCUGUUGUCACAGCUCGUUUUAGAAGAGCUUGGUGACAUUGCAAGAGAACCAUCUGCUGUACAUGACCCUAAAUAAAGGUGGUGAUAUGUCUAA